Orussus abietinus is the source of this 2934-nucleotide messenger RNA. RefSeq names its product Y+L amino acid transporter 2 (gene mnd). Bases 98 to 1558 code for a protein of 486 amino acids. The record is from RefSeq and is a predicted model, not a curated record. Gene Ontology annotation, molecular function: L-amino acid transmembrane transporter activity. Gene Ontology annotation, cellular component: membrane. Gene Ontology annotation, biological process: amino acid transmembrane transport. NCBI's taxonomy places the organism in Eukaryota, Metazoa, Arthropoda, Insecta, Hymenoptera, Orussidae. The transcript has 8 exons.
UCGGCCCACGUAAGUUAAGCGCGCUCUUCCGUGCGCUUCACUUUAAAUCCUCGCAUCGCGUCUAGAUCGCACGCAGCGGCUGCCGAGCCCUGUCAAAAUGCCGGCCAAAGUAGCACCCGCUGAGACGGCCACAUGCGCGAGGACGGCUUCCUCCGAAGACGGUGUCAAACUGAAGAAGGACAUCGGUCUCCUUGACGGUGUGGCCAUCAUCGUCGGCGUCAUCAUUGGCGCGGGUAUCUUCGUCUCCCCGAAGGGUGUCCUGCUCAACAGUGGCAGCGUCGGCCUGGCCAUCAUAGUAUGGGUUUUCUCCGGAUUGCUCUCCCUCAUCGGAGCCCUCUGCUACGCCGAACUCGGAACGAUGAUACCGAAGUCAGGUGGUGAUUACGCAUACAUUGGCGAUGCGUUUGGACCGCUACCUGCAUUCUUAUAUUUGUGGGUAGCUUUGUUCGUAUUGGUACCAACUGGAAACGCUAUUACUGCACUAACGUUUUCACAAUACAUCUUGCAACCGGUAUGGCCGACAUGCGAACCUCCUUAUGUUGCAGUGCGCUUGCUGGCUGCAACAAUCACGUGUCUUCUGACUGCCAUUAAUUGUUACAAUGUCAAAUGGGCAACAAGAGUACAAGAUAUUUUUACAGCCACCAAAAUAUUCGCUCUAGUGAUAAUUAUCAUUGCUGGACUUUGGUGGCUCUGCUUAGGAAAUACGGAAAAUUUCCAAAAUCCAAUGGAAGGAACCAAUACACAGCCGGGUUACAUGGCAUUGGCAGUUUACUCCGGGCUAUUUUCCUAUGCUGGCUGGAAUUAUCUUAAUUUCAUUACAGAAGAACUGAAGGACCCUCACAAGAAUCUUCCUAAAGCAAUAUGCAUUUCGAUGCCCUUGAUUACCGUUAUCUACGUUCUCACUAACGUAGCCUAUUUUGUAGUCCUGACACGACCUGAAAUUUUGGCUUCAAGCGCCGUUGCAGUUACAUUCGGUGAUAAAGUACUGGGGAUGAUGGCUUGGACCAUUCCCGUUUUUGCAGCUUGCUCGACCUUCGGGGCACUCAACGGUGCGAUAUUAGUAUCGUCGAGACUCUUUUUCGUUGGUGCUCGUAAUGGUCAUCUACCGACUGCUAUAACUCUCAUCAAUGUUAAAAACCUAACACCCAUGCCUUCACUUAUCUUUCUUUGCAUCAUUACCCUAGCUCUUCUGGUAAUUGAUGAUGUUUAUGCGCUUAUCGAUUACGUGAGCUUUGUUGAAGCACUAUUUACUACUCUUUCAAUAUCUGGCCUCUUAUGGCUAAGGUACAAAAAACCUGAUCUUCAUCGGCCCAUCAAAGUACCUAUUCUGUUACCCAUCACAUUUUUCCUAAUCUGUGCAUUUUUGGUAACAUUGCCAUGUUAUGUCUCGCCGUGGGAAGUAGGCAUGGGUGUUAUCAUUAUUUUAUCGGGUAUCCCCGUUUACUGGAUUUUAAUAUACCAAAAGAACAAACCUCAGUGGUUCGUCCAUGCUUCACACAAAUUCACUAUGACUUGUGCUAAAAUGUUCAUGUGUGUGGAAGAAGAUAAGAGCGAUUGAGAAUAUUUAGUAGGAAGUCGUCAAGGAAGCUGAUGAAUAUUGAAAAAGUAGUCGCAAAACUACGUAACCGAUUACAGCGGAGAUUUAAAGCAAUGAAUGAUAUUCGAGAACUAUUUUGAUAGAUGACCUUUAAAGACAAGUGCAACUUCUUGAAUACAAUAAGGAAAUUUGAAGAAAUGACAUUUAAUUGUCUUUAGAAGAAUGCGGUACAUUAAAUUUUCAAUGCUGUCAUAAUGACCAUAACGAUAAAUAUGGCAUAUUUAAUGACUCUAUAUAGUUUACAAAAAUAUUCAAUAACUGUAUGAGUACAAAAUUUAUAGUUCAACGUAGUCUCAAAAAUUUGUCUUGAGAUACUAAUGACAAUGCCUUGAGAAAGCAACAAACAUUAAAAUAAUGGAAAUUUGGGUUAUUUAUAAGUACUACUAAAAUCUGAAUUAUAUUUUAUACGAUCUAGCAAUAGAACUUAUCAAUUAUAAAACAAAGGAAAGAAAAUAAUAUAUAUAUAUAAAGAAAAGGAACAAACAAAUAUGUUACAUCACACAUGAUUAUAUAUACAUAUAAUGUACUUUCUUAAAUUCAAAUAUGGUUUAAUGUUAAAUUUAAAAAAAUGAUUGGAGUAAUUUUUUUCUCUCUUUUCUAAUUUCCAUUGUGCCUUUAAAUACAUAUUGAGUAGAGUUGUGAUACCUAUUUUGACAAUCUGAAUAUUUAGGCCGGAAUGGAUCUAAAGGUGGGCAUUUAUAGAAACGUUUGUAAUAUGAUGCUGAUACAUCGAUAGCAUAUUCUGAAAAUAUUUAAAAAAUAAAACAACACAGAAAGCAAUUCUAAGUGAGGAUAAUGUGGAAAUAUUUUAUGAAGAUAAAUGUACAGGUUUAAGACAAAUUUUUUGUUAUGGCUGAAUACUUACGAACACUGUAGCAGUUAAAGAGCCAGAUUUUGUCGUCACAAAUGUACAUUACGUGAUAAACCUGAGAAAAAAUAAAGAGCAACAUCACACUAUCACUGUACAAACUGAGAAAAGCUGAUUGAUUGAUCAACUACUGAAUUAUUGCCUAAUGCACAACUGUAUUUAGCUUACUUAUUUGUUCUAAAAAUGUAAUAUAUUUACAACAUACGUAAUUACAUGAAAGAAUGACGAUCAUGUUUUUGUUGCCAUUCAAUGCGCUGUACAUUUACCCAUCUACCCACUUAAUAUAUUACAAUAAAAAAUAUUAUUUUUAUGAAAAGGUGUUACACAAGAAAUACACGACGUAUAUACAAUUUUAAUGUAGCUCAAUUUGUAUCCACAAAUGCAACUGGGAUAUUAAUUAAUAUUUAUUUGGCACGUAAUUUAUAAUACUACGUAUUGUAUCUAAUAAACUAUAUUUUACUGAAACUAA